Messenger RNA from Penaeus vannamei (Pacific white shrimp), 3217 nucleotides. Its product is annotated as trichohyalin. Lineage: Eukaryota; Metazoa; Arthropoda; Malacostraca; Decapoda; Penaeidae. The record is from RefSeq and is a predicted model, not a curated record.
AAAGCCAAGCCAAUUCGGGAGUCUAAGAUUGGCAUGAAGAAGCCACGGGAAAAACUGGGAGAACGCAUGGGCGCGCGGAGACUGGGGGCAAAAGUCGAGAAAAAGCCUCUUGAAAGCAUUAGUUCCGACAGUUUUAAGAAGUCUGAAGAUAAAAUGUGGAAUAAAGAAGAGAGCCAGACUGACAGUGCAGAAGCUAAGCAAAGAGAGGAGGAGAGGCAAAAAGAAGAGAAAUGGAGGAAGCAGCAACAGUGGGAAGAGCAGCAGAAGAGAUGGCAACAAAUCAAUGAAGGAGAAGAUAAAAAAGAGGAAGAAGACACAAGCUGGGGAGGUGGAUGGGGCGGCUGGGGAACGAGUCUUCUCACCGCUGCGUCCACUUUCACCCGUGAAGUUGGCCGGGGGGUUGGCACUGUCAUGGAGACAGUGGAAGGAACGUUAGGAGUGCCUGACCCUGAGACUCUGGCCAGGGAAAUAGCCGAGCGCGAUAAAGAGAUAAAAGAAAAGUUAGCAAAGUCAGAGCAAAGUGCUUCAAGAGAGAAAACUCCAGAAGGCAAUACUGAAGCUGAGGAACUAGAGUCAGAGACAGGUUAUACUCCCAGCAAUGGUAGUGCUCCCACCAACCAGAAUGAAGGCAGUGUUGGCUAUGUCCCGAGUUAUGGUCUUGGUGGACUGUCAUCACUAGGCUCUCUCGUGUCAGGUGUCUCAGGAGCUUUAGAGACUGCCAGCUCUAAGGUUCUGAUGGGAGGCCUUGACACCCUAGAAGUGAUUGGAAGGAAAGCCAUGACAGUUAUCCAAGAAGGUGACCCCGGGCUGAGGAAGAAGAGGGCUUUCCUCACUAGCAGCAAGCCAAAUCUAUCAAUGAUACUUCAAGACGCACGUCAGAGGGCAGCUCAGGAAGAGUCUGAUCAGCGUGAUGGCAUCCAGAACAAAGAAUCAGGGCUUUUCCAAAGACCAAACUUCGACCAAGCUUGGGAAAAUACGGAAGGCCCCGUCCAUGUUGAGGCACUCUCACUUGUGGCAAAGCAGUGUGAAUCGAAGAUGAAUACAUUGUUACAGAGUAUGCCACCAUAUUUGGUCGACAGAAUUCAAAAUUCCAACUUGACUAUCAAAAAAACAUGUGAGAUGGAUGAAGAAAGUCAGCUGGAGGGAGACUUUGCAACACAAGUGACUAAAAUUGUUUCCCAAAUUAGAUUGCCUCUGCACUCACAAAAGAUCAGAGAGGCUUGGGCAGGUGUAGAGGAGACGGCUUCAUUAAUUGAGGAAAAAAAGAAUCUGGAUUGGACUGCUGUGGAAAAAGAAGUGUACUUAUCUUUAGCAUUGUUAAUAGCACAGUUGGCAGCUUUAACUCACAAGGGCUCUGAGUUGGCCCUUAUUACUCCAGGGUCAGAUCCCCAUGCUAUUGCAAACAGCUUUAGAGAGUUGAGCUGUUUGGUCUGUGCUGGCAUGGAGAACACAGUGGAUAAUAUAUGUGGCGUCAUCACAGCAAAAGCUUCUGCUGCUGAUCCAGAUGUGAAUAAUACUAUCACAAAUAUGUAUUUACAGGGAGCCAGUGGGAAUAGUUGUGUUCAAGAAGGCAUGAUGUUCCUGUCAUCUGUCCUUCAGUAUGCCAACACCAAGCUUCUGGCUGCUGACCUAUAAAGAAAGUUAUUCUUGUUAAGUUAUACUAGUCUCCAUUCAGAAUCUGUGAAGCAUAUGCACAACUUGUUGCUCUAGUUUAUAAAUCUGUUUAUGAUUUAUGAAUGAUAAUCAGAUUAAGAUGCAUUGUCAAGAAGGAUUGAGGAUUGUGGAUACAGAAUAAUGCUUCUUUGAGAAGAAAAGUUGUAAUAUUUAUUUUUGGAAAUUUUAUAUCAUGCCCAUCAUUUGGCUUCUAGUCGCAAAAGAUUUUUUAAAAAGAGAAAACUGAAAUAUAAAUAAUAAUGACAGAACAAUGCUCUGGCAACAAAGCAGAAGCAUCAGUAUGUAAGAGUCUCAUUGAAUCAGUUUGGAUGUACAUGCUGAUGGUGAAUUGAGAACAUUGUCAGAGCUACUGUAUCUUGUGUUAAUAGUAGCAUAAUGCUGUGUGUGUUGUGAUGGAUGUAAACAUUCAGGCAUCAUUUUAUUAUUUUUCAAACUUUUAAAAACUUAUUUUAUUAAUCCUAUUUGCCUCUUAUAUAUUUACCUGUUGAUGUUGGGAGGGCAUAUAUACCCUGUCCAGUGUAAUAUUAGUUUAUUAAUUUGUAUACAUAUAGAGGGCUCCACAAGUACAGAGUCCUGAAGGGAUCCAAUACUAGGCCAACGUGGUGUCUUACGUUUAUUCCUUGAAUUUUUUGGAAAGAUUUUUUUAUAUAUAUUUUUAUUAGGAUUAGUUUUGUUAACAUUAUAAUGAAAAUUAUGUCAAGGAUAAUAAGAGUGAUUUUGAUCAUGGUAAUACUACUGUUAGAAUGAUUUUUUUUUUCCUGAAAAUUCAAGGAAUAGGGCAAUCAGGUAAGAUCAGGCAGGCCUAGGAAAUGGCUCGGUGGGAAACAAGUGCUUCCGAAGCCUUCCAUGUGUAGACAGCAUUGACAGAACAGGACUACAUUGGACAGUUCAUGUACCCGGUGCCAAUAGGUUAAACUCAUUACUUUAGUGACGUUUUAAUGGGAUGCUUUGUAUAUUAAUUAGCCCUAGUGGAAUUGCAUUUCUCUUAUACUAUUUUAAUGUUAACAAAAGUACAGGAAUUUUUUUCAAAACUGUAAAAAUAUGUGUGUUGUUUGUCACAGAACAGAAUUUAUAUUCUUUUUGUCAGUAGAAGGUAGCAGUUACUACUACAACACUAAUGAGAUUACUUAUUUUAAGAUUAGGAUAUUGUAUAUGGCAUUUUUGUAAAAGUUUUUAAUGUACAGCUUUUUACUUGAAGAAAUGGAAAGUAAUAAUAAUGUGCCUAAAACCAUCAGAUAGUAUUAAAACUGUACUGGGAUGCAGUUGCGUAAUCAUAACAGUAAAAGUCAGUAUGAAUUUUUCAGCAUUGGAAGCUUUAACUUAAAAAAAAUAUAUGGGAUUCAUUUUAAUAUUAGCCUUACUUAUGCUCUAUGACACCUUUAUGUGUGCAGUGUCAGUGCAUACUCAGCCUUCACCUUGGGUGAGUCAUAGCACUGCUUUAGCACUCCAGAAACUAUAAUAUAUUUUACUUAAUUUUAUGAAUACAAUCCAGUGUUCUUGAAGUUUUGAAAAUGUUUAUUUUUUAUUAAAGGAUUUGCAGAAC